ACACUGUCAUAAUACGGCUUGGACGAUGAUUUUGCAAAAGUCUACCACUCUCGCUCUGCAAGCCGGGUCGCGUUGUGCUGCCUUGGCCCCAUCGGCUGUGGGCAUGAGCCGUGCUCUGCUCGCCGCUUGCAGGACACAGCACAGAGACUUUAUUACUAUCGUCCCGCAGGGGCAUGAGGCGUACAGGUUGACGCUUGGGAGAAGUCCGACGAGGCUCAUGCCUGGCCUCCAUCUGAACAUCCCGGUGUUGCAUACUCUGCAGCAUGUCGACAUGCGAGAAACGAGCAUACCUAUUGCCGACCUCACCGGGUUCACAUCCGACAACGUCCCCGUCCUCGUCUCUGGUUCACUCUUCUUCCGGGUCAAAGAUGCCUAUCACGCCUGCUUCAGUGUAAACGACUUUGGGGACAACGUACGCGCCAUCGGCACUUCCGCGAUGCGCUCUGUAGUGGGAUCGUUCCACUAUGAUGCGAUCAUCGGAGAUAGGAACGCGAUUAAUGAUAAGCUUAGGGGGGUAAUUGGGAAUAGUAUCUCAAGCUGGGGGAUCGAGUGCACGAGGUUUGAGAUCCAGACGUUCAAGCCGAGUAAUCGGGAGGUAGAACGGCAGCUGGAGCUCCAGAUGGAGGCUGAGCGAAAUCGCCGCAAGCAGCUGCUCGACACUCAAGCAGCUGUGAACGUUGCCGAGGGUGUGAAGCAGAAGAUGAUCUUGCAAAGCGAGGGUGAGAUGGAGGGCAAGAUCAACCAAGCGAACGGGGAGCUUCAGGCGCGCCUGAAGGAGGCAGAGGGAUUCGGACAGCAGAUCGAGAUCAUCGCUCAGGCUAUCGCUGGGCACGGCGCGGUCGUCGAGUCGGAUGCCAGGCUAAAGUCGGUCGAGUUUAUCAUGGAGAUGAGGAGGCAGGACACGUUCCGCACUAUCGCUGAUGGGCAGGGGAAUAACACGUACUUCCUCCCUCCUGGGUUGACGAGCUUGAGUGAGCCGCAUGAGAUGGAUGCGACGCAGCGCUGGGUACGCAGUAUGCAGGACAAACGCAAGUCGACUGCUACACCGGGUGCAUGA
Molecule: messenger RNA, 1057 nt
Organism: Dacryopinax primogenitus
Lineage: Eukaryota; Fungi; Basidiomycota; Dacrymycetes; Dacrymycetales; Dacrymycetaceae
Exons: 4
Coding region: 26-1057 (343 amino acids)
Cellular component (GO): membrane
Source: RefSeq, a predicted model, not a curated record